This is a messenger RNA of Sapajus apella (tufted capuchin), 900 nucleotides long. It is a transcript of the gene CDRT4, whose product is annotated as CMT1A duplicated region transcript 4. Bases 352 to 810 code for a protein of 152 amino acids. The record is from RefSeq and is a predicted model, not a curated record. The transcript has 4 exons. Lineage: Eukaryota; Metazoa; Chordata; Mammalia; Primates; Cebidae.
GUGUAGAAUUUCCACCCUGCGGUUGGAAAGGCUGUUAGCGCCUGCUCCUUGGGCCCCACGCCCAGGCAGGGUUUGUUGUGGUCUCAGUUCAGAGCUCUGCUCUUGUGCCUUUCACAUUUCCCACCCUAGAGGGCAAAAGUUAGCUUUUCUCUUUUGAAAAUGCAUCCGGGAACGUGAACAAGCCGAGGUUUUGGAAGGUCAGGGCUUGCAGUGUUUUCCCGGGACCCAGUGAAAUGAGUUGCAUCAGAGGCUUGAAGAAAGAGUUUUUAGCUGGGAGAAGAGAGGAAGGCCAGCUAAUCAGAACAAGGAAUCUGGACCUAUAUUAAGAAAUCAGUAAAUAUUAAAAAGAAGAUGGAUGCAAGAAGAAUGAAGAAAGAAGAAGGACUCACAGAAAACACUGGACUUUUCCUGAAGCUGCUUGAAAAACAUGACCCCUGGCCAGCCUCUGUCACCUAUACCUCUCAGACAGUGCAAAGACUCAUUGAGAAGAGCAAAAACAGAGAACUGGAAUGCAUGCGUGCCCUCGAGGAAAGCUCCUGGGCAUCCAGGAAGAAUAAGCCUUCCAGCGUCAUUCAGCUGAAAAGGAGAAAGUUGUCCCAGUCUUCCGGUGAAGUUGUGUUCAGGGACACGCUGUCAGAAUCCACGUUAUCAAUGUGGGGCGCUUACUCAAUAUCGACCAUGGCUCCUACCAUGAUCCCAGAACCCACGCACUUACAUACGGAUUCCAGAGACGGCCCCACUGAAAACUAUAACAAGAUCAUCUUUGCCCGAAAGCCUGUGAUGAGGAUGCUCCCUACAGUUCGCUACUGACCAACAGGGAGAAACACACAAAUGUUUUUAGCCAGGGGUCCCUGCAGCCAUCCCCCAAGAAUGUACAGCAAUAAAGCUCUAUUUGCCAUG